Messenger RNA from Xenopus tropicalis (tropical clawed frog), 1752 nucleotides. RefSeq names its product cytochrome P450 family 2 subfamily a member 6 gene 2 (gene cyp2a6.2). The transcript is spliced from 9 exons. The coding region runs from base 7 to 1491 and encodes 494 amino acids. Gene Ontology annotation, cellular component: endoplasmic reticulum membrane. Lineage: Eukaryota; Metazoa; Chordata; Amphibia; Anura; Pipidae. The record is from RefSeq and is marked provisional. Gene Ontology annotation, molecular function: oxidoreductase activity, acting on paired donors, with incorporation or reduction of molecular oxygen; oxidoreductase activity, acting on paired donors, with incorporation or reduction of molecular oxygen, reduced flavin or flavoprotein as one donor, and incorporation of one atom of oxygen; heme binding.
GCAGCAAUGGAGCUGGGAGUAACUUGGUCCCUAAUCCUGGCUGUUAUUGUCAGCUUCCUUGUUUAUUCCUUUACAUGGCGGAGAAAACUAAGGAAAAUAAACAUGCCUCCAGGACCACCCCUCUAUCCACUGCUGGGUAAUAUGCUACAGAUAAGUGCCAAGGAAUUUCCACAGUCUCUAGUAAAGCUGAGUGAGAAAUAUGGGACAGUUUUUACUGUCUAUUUGCCCAGUAAGCCUGCUGUGAUAUUGUCGGGUUAUGACUGUAUAAAAGAGGCACUACUGGACAACAAUGAGAGUUUCGGAGCGAGAGGGGAGUCUCCACUUGGGUAUCUAUUAUUUAAAGAUUAUGGAGUCAUAUUCAGCAAUGGGGAGCGAUGGAAGCAGCUGCGUCGCUUUUCACUAAGUUGCCUAAGGGACUUUGGGAUGGGAAAAAAGAGCAUCGAGGAACGAAUACAGGAGGAGGCUCGGUGCCUUGUCGAAGAAUUAGGAAAGAAUGGUGAUACUCCAAUGGAUCCCACAUAUAUGCUAACCUUGGCAGUCUCAAAUGUCAUCUGCACAGUUGUGUUUGGAGAACGCUUCGACUAUAAAGAUGAAAAAUUUAUGACAUUGAUAUCUUUGCUUAAAAUAGUCUCUCGGGAUUUCUCCUCUGCAUGGGGUAUUCUUCUCAAUCUAUUUCCUAAUACCCUGUCCCGACUGCCAGGCCCCCCACAGAGACUCUUCAGGAACUUUGACAAACUGAAGGCAUUUGUGGCAGAAUCUUUGAAAAGCCAUCAGGAAACACUUAAUAGUGAUUGCCCACGGGACUUCAUUGAUUGUUUCCUGAUAAAGAUGGAGAAGGAGAAGAACAAUCCACAAACUGAGUUUCACUCUGACAAUCUAUUUGGGACUGUACUUGAUCUUUUUUUUGCUGGGACAGAAACUACAAGUAUAACUCUGAAAUACAGUUUCCUUAUGUUGCUUAAGUACACAGAAGUUACACGAAAGGCAAUGGAGGAAAUAGAUAACAUUAUUGGACAGGAAAGGUGUCCUUUUUAUGAAGAUCGUAUCAAAAUGCCUUACACAAAUGCUGUUAUCCAUGAGAUUCAGAGAAUGGCAGACAUCGUACCAUUAGGAGUACCUCAUGCAACCACCCAUGAUAUCAUAUUCAGAGGAUACAACAUCCCCAAGGAUACUAUAAUAUUCCCAUUGAUGACAUCAGUGCUAAAGGACCCCAAAUACUUUAAUGACCCAAAACAGUUUGACCCCGCACACUUUUUAGAUGAAAAUGGGAGCUUCAAGAAGAAUGAUGCUUUUCAGCCAUUUUCUAUUGGAAAGAGGAGCUGUCUUGGAGAAGGCUUGGCACGUAUGGAAAUAUUUCUCUUCAUUACUAGUAUUCUGCAAGCAUUUAACCUGAAGUCAGACACUGCUCCACAAGACAUAGACAUAACUCCAGAACCAGAUAAAAAUGGAGCUAUUCCAAGAACAUAUAAAAUGUAUUUUGUUCCAAAAUAAAUUACAACUGGGGCGGGGCAGGCAAUUACUUUCACUUUCCAUUCAGCAUUUUGUAGAUGUCAUUGCAAUUAUGUAUCCUGUACAUGGGCAGGUGCCAGUUUGUAGAGCAUAAACAAGAUUUGAUGAUGCAAAGCUUGUAUUAAUAAUAGUGUUUUCAAAAUGGCAGCUGCCUGCUUGCUGCAAUUGUGUACUUGCAAGACUGAGGGAAACAAGAUUUAUAUAAUUUAUGUAGUACAAUUAAAGUUUAUUUUGCUCAACUAA